AGCCAAAACCCCAAAUAACUUGGCGCGAAACACUAAAUUUUCACUUUCCCAUUUCUCAUUUCAUUUAUAUUCACAAUUUUCGCAUUUCCCACAAUCUCAAUUAGGGUUCUUCCUCUUCUCAUCCCAGAUCUCCGAUUUGGGCCAACAAAAUGGCCGACACCGUCGUAAUCGACCUCGAAAACACUCCUCCGCCACCACCACAACCACCUUCUUCUCAAGAUCCGAAACCUAAUCGCCGCAAGAACGACGCUCUCAAGCAGCGGAAGAAGGAUGCCGCUUCACUUCUUCAGAACCUCCGCACCCCUGAAGAGAAGCGCGCUCAUGUCGAGCUACUCGAGAGGGAGCUCGAGCGGUUGUUCGGGUACUACGGGGAGGUCAUGUGUGAGAAGGUGGUUGUGGAGUUGGGUCAGUGCGGUGGGUCCAGAAAUGCUGUUGUUGCGGCGCUGUUGGAGGAGAGCGAUCUCCCGCUUUCGAAGCUUGUUGAUGAGAUCUAUGAUAGGCUCACCAGAGAGGUUGCGAGUGGCGCGAUCGUGCUUGCGGAGCCUGUGACGGCAGCGGCGGUGAAGGGUAGCGUGUUCGUUGUUGGGCAGAGGAUUAUGUACGGCGUGCCCAAUGCUGAUGCUGAUGUGUUGGAGGAUCAUUCUCAAUCUUGUCUUUGGUGUUGGGAGACUAGGGAUGUGAAAUUGAUUCCGAAAGCUUUCAGAGGGCAGCUUGGUGUUCGACGCACUUGCAGGAGAAGGAUCCAUGAGAGGAUUUCAGCUGUCUCUGAAAUGAUAGCAUCACUGAAGAAGCUAGAGAGUGAACCAAAUUACAACAAUGACUUAAUGAAGGCAUCCUUAAAGCUCAGCAAAGCUCACUCUGAGGCAGAUAUUCGUAUGUUAGUGGAAGCCUUGUUGCGGAAAAACAGUGAAGACAUGGCUAAGAAAAAGGCAAACCAAGAAGAAAAAUUGCUAAUUAAACCGUCAGAUAGAAAUGGAAAUGAUGUUGAGAAGGAGAAAGAAAGCAUGAAAAGUGAACCGCAAAAAGAAACACUGCUCACGGAGUCAGAUUCAAAAUUGUUGCAAGGUGAGGCAAGAAAUGAUGAGAGAUGUUGUGAAAAGAAGAAACAGCAAAAGAAGCAGGUAGAUGAAGGAGAAAAGGAUCAGCGACGCCGAGAGAAAGAAGAAGCGGAAUUGAAGAAGAAACGUUGUUUACAAAAGAGUGCCUCAAUUAUGGAACGAUUUCUGAAAAGAAGUAAACCUAAUCCCACAGUUCAGAAUGACAAUGUUUCAACUAAAUCAAUUGCAUCUGAUUCAUCAGGCAGCAAGACUGAGGGUGUAUCUCAGUCAACCACCCUUUCAAUGGAUAGCACUCUUGCAUCAAAUAGCGAGGUUACACUUGAGGAGCUUCGCAAGUUGCACUUUUCUUCGUGGCGCUGUCUAGGAAAAUCAAUUCGCUCAAACAGGAAGCAGAGAUGGGGCUUACGACAGAAGCCUAGGACUGAGACUUUUAAGGAACUUAAACUGACAGCUACUAAAGCUGAAUUUCAUGAUAAUGAGUUGGGCAUAGUAAAGACUGUAGAACAGUUGGGAGAAAGUAGUCUUGAUAUCAGUUCAUCCCCAAUGAAUGCAGAUAGUAGUCUUGAUACCAAAAAGUACUGUCGAGGAAAACAAUUAUUUCAGUUUGAUAAAGCUCAUAGACCUGCCUUUUAUGGUGUUUGGCCCACGAAAAGCCAAGUUGUUGGACCACGCCAUCCUUUAACAAAGGACCCAAGCCUGGAUUAUGAUGUCAGCAGUGAUGAGGAAUGGGAAGAGGAGGAGCCUGGUGAAAGUCUUUCAGACUGUGAUAAAGAUGAAGAGGAAUGUCAAGAGGAAUGUUCAAAAUCUGAUGGAGAAAGUGAAGAUGGGUUUUUUGUGCCUGAUGGUUAUCUCUCAGAAGAUGAGGGUGAACAAGUGGACAGAAUGGAAACAGAUAUUGACGUUGAAGGGGCCAAUAGCUCACCUAGCUGUAAGGAUGACAUAGAGACUGAGGAGUUUUGUGCUUUGCUUCGACAGCAGAAAUAUCUAACCAAUUUGACAGAGCAUGCUCUUCGGAAAAAUCAACCCUUAAUCAUAUCAAAUUUGGUUUCUGACAAGGAGUUUUUGUUAAUGGAUCACAAUAUUAGUAGUACUCCUAAGCUGGAGCAGAUGUGCUUGCAAGCCUUGAGUAUGUAUGUAAUUCCUGGUAGCUCCUAUAUAGAAUUAACUACAGAUAGAAUGCAAGAUGAGGACCAACAUGCAUGUCCCUCAACCAGUAAAGGUGGUGCUACCCCAAUGUCUGGUGUGGCUGCCAUAUCAGACUCAGAUUUACCUAUAAUUGUGACUACUAUUCAGAGUUGUUCUCAAGGCAUGAACAAAGUGUUAGGGUCUUUGCGACAAAAAUUCCCAUCUGCAUCAAAGUCCUUACUGAAGAAUAAAGUUCGUGAAGUAUCAGAUUAUGUUGAUAACCGCUUACAGGUGAAGAAAGAAGUUCUGGUUAAGCUUGGCUUGGAAGUUAGCCCUGAAAAGAGCAGUGGCGGACGGAGGAGUAUUGCUGCAUUUUUUUCAAAAAGGUGCUUGCCGCCUGCAGGUGAAAGCAGCAAACCUGGGGAAACUUCACCGCUACCACCUCUGAAAUCUUACUCUGCUGCAAAUGAAGAACGUCAGCUCAUAUAAUAUCUUGUCUGAUUUCCUCUGGUUGGAUAGUGGCAAUUUUGCUAUUUUCAGAUUUCUCUAGACUUUGGGUCUAUUUGCAUAGGCAUUGUGUUCGGUUUGAUGUGAACGGCCCCUUUCCGCUCCAUUCGCAUUUAGCAUAUAGGAAUCUGAAAUCUUGCUUUUUGAUGCAAAAUUAACAGAUGUUGUGUUCUCCAAACACAGUUUGUAAAAAUUAGAGAUGGUUGGUUGCAUUUGAUGCUCUUAACACUGUAACCAAGUUUUUUGUUGUCAGUUGACAGCACUGUCUUUUCUGCAAGUUUGAACUUGACAGAUUUGUGUUUAUAGUGUAAAAUGAGUAACUAUUAUGCGUCACUUAACGAGGUGCCAUGCUAUCUGAUAAAAUGUUAUUAUAUGUUGAUUAUCUGAAA
Lotus japonicus is the source of this 3079-nucleotide messenger RNA. Its product is annotated as chromatin assembly factor 1 subunit FAS1. Gene Ontology annotation, cellular component: nucleus; CAF-1 complex. Gene Ontology annotation, biological process: nucleosome assembly. NCBI's taxonomy places the organism in Eukaryota, Viridiplantae, Streptophyta, Magnoliopsida, Fabales, Fabaceae. Bases 150 to 2672 code for a protein of 840 amino acids. The record is from RefSeq and is a predicted model, not a curated record. The transcript is spliced from 12 exons.